GCGGCGCUGCUCGCCCCCUCGGCUUCACUCCCGCUAGCGCCUCAUGGCCGCCAAGAAACUGGUGGUCGUUUUUGGAGCCACAGGUGCCCAGGGGGGCUCAGUGGCCCGCACGCUUCUGGAAGAUGGGAUGUUCAGGGUUCGAGUGGUGACCCGGGAUCCUGGGCAGAGGGCAGCAAAGGAGCUGAGGAUGCAAGGUGCUGAAGUGGUAAAAGGAGAUCAGAAUGACGAGGCCAGCAUGGAGCUGGCCCUGACUGGGGCUCAUGCCACCUUCAUUGUGACCAACUACUGGGAGAACUGCAGCCAGGAGAAGGAGGUCAAGCAGGGAAAGCUGCUGGCUGAUCUGGCCAAGCGCCUGGGCCUCUGCUACGUGGUCUACAGUGGCCUGGAGAACAUCAGGAAGCUGACGGCUGGGAGGCUGGCAGCAGGCCACUUUGACGGCAAAGGGGAGGUGGAGGAGUACUUCCGAGACAUUGGCGUUCCCAUGACCAGUGUGCGGCUGCCCUGCUAUUUUGAGAACCUCCUCUCCUACUUUUUGCCUCAGAAAGCCCCAGAUGGGAAGAGCUAUCUGCUGAACUUGCCCAUGGGUGACAUCCCCAUGGAUGGUAUGGCUGUGAGUGACCUGGGUCCUGUGGUGCUCAGCCUGCUGAAGAUGCCAGAAGCAUAUAUCGGGCAGAACAUCGGACUCAGCACCUGCAGACACACCGCAGAGGAGUAUGCCGCCCUGCUCACCAAGCACACAGGCAAGACUGUGUACCAUGCCAAGACAACUCCUGAAGACUACGAGAGGCUUGGCUUUCCUGGGGCCCGUGACCUGGCCAACAUGUUCCGUUUCUACUCUCUAAAACCUGACCGAAACAUUGAGCUGACCCUGCAGCUCAACCCCAAGGCCCGGACGCUGGAUCAGUGGCUGGAGCAGCACAAAGGGGACUUCACCCAGCUGUGACCUACCCACUUUGCAGCCCCAAGUCACGAGAUGGGAGGCCCAAAGGCACAAUAAUUUCUUGUGCACAAAAUAUUUUUUUCAAUAAAACCACUGUUUUCACAGAUGGCUUCCAAAAGAAAAA
Marmota flaviventris (yellow-bellied marmot) is the source of this 1064-nucleotide messenger RNA. RefSeq names its product NmrA like redox sensor 1 (gene Nmral1). NCBI's taxonomy places the organism in Eukaryota, Metazoa, Chordata, Mammalia, Rodentia, Sciuridae. Gene Ontology annotation, cellular component: nucleus. The record is from RefSeq and is a predicted model, not a curated record.